Pseudophryne corroboree (corroboree frog) is the source of this 6492-nucleotide messenger RNA. Its product is annotated as oocyte zinc finger protein XlCOF6-like. Gene Ontology annotation, cellular component: nucleus. NCBI's taxonomy places the organism in Eukaryota, Metazoa, Chordata, Amphibia, Anura, Myobatrachidae. The transcript has 4 exons. Bases 44 to 2494 code for a protein of 816 amino acids. Gene Ontology annotation, biological process: regulation of gene expression. The record is from RefSeq and is a predicted model, not a curated record.
GGGGGAGUAUAUAGAGGAACACAGGGGUCUGUACAAGGACGUGAUGAUGGAGAAUCACCGGCCCCUCACAUCACUGGAUGGACCCAGUAACAGAGAUACCCCAGAGAGAUGUCCCCGUCCUCUGUAUUCCCAGGAUUGUACAGAGGAGAAUCACAGGAUCCCACAGGAGGAUCAGGGUGAAGACCUUUUUGAUGUGAAGGCAGAAGAUAUAGAGGGAGAAGAAGAGAUGUAUCCGACUGAUAAAAAGGCAGAAGAUAUAGAGAGAGAAGAAGAGACGUAUGUGACUGAUAUGAAGGCAGAAGAUAUAGAGGGAGAAGAAGAGACGUAUGUGACUGAUAUAAAGACAGAAGAUAUAGAGGGAGAAGAAGAGACGUAUGUGACUGAUAUAAAGGCAGAAGAUAUAGAGGGAGAAGAGACGAAUGUGACUGAUAUAAAGGCAGAAGAUACAGAAGGAGAAGAGACGUAUGUGACUGAUAUGAAGGCAGAAGAUAUAGAAGGAGAAGAAGAGACGUAUGUGAGGGGUGAUCAGCAAUGUAAGGAGGAGGAAAUUCCUACAGAUAUCAGCACAGCAGAUGGACGCAGAAGCAGGAACACCUCAGAGGGACAUCUCAAUUCAUCUCCAGAUUUUAAAAUAGAAGAUAACAUUGUACGAGAUUCCACAGGGGAAAUCCCCAUUACCCUAAACAUACAUAUAGAAUCUCGUCGUAAAAGUUCUCCUGAUAAUUCAGCUACUGCAGCCUUUUCCUGUUCUGAGUGUGGGAAAUGUUUCAAAUAUAAGUCACAUUUUAUUAGACAUCAGAUUAGUCACACAGGUGAGCGGCCAUUUCCAUGCUAUGAGUGUGGGAAAUGUUUUACAGAUAAAUCAUAUCUUGUUACACAUCAGAGAACUCACACAGGUGAGAAACCUUUCACGUGUUUAGUGUGUGACAAAUGUUUUACAAGUAAAUCAUGUCUUGCUACACAUCAGAGUAGUCACACAGGUGAGAAACCGUUCUCAUGCUCUGAGUGUGGGAAAUGCUUUUCACUCCAAUCAAGUCUUUUCAGACAUCAGAGAAGUCACACCGGUGAGAAGCCAUUUCCAUGCUCUGAGUGUGGGAAAAAAUUUUCACUCAAAUCACGACUUGUUAGACAUCUGAGAAUUCACACAGGUGAGAAACCAUUUCCAUGCUCUGAGUGUAGCAAAUGUUUUUCAACAAAGUCGCAUCUUGUUACACAUCAGACAACUCACACAGGUCAGAAGCCAUUUCCGUGUUCUGAGUGUGGCAAAUGUUUUUCACUUAAUUUGCAACUUGUUAUACAUCAGAAAACUCACACAGGUGAGAAACCAUUUCAGUGUUCCGAGUGUGACAAAUGUUUUUCAGUUAAAUCUCAACUUGUUAUACAUCAGAGAAAUCACACAGGUGAGAAACCAUAUACAUGUUCUGAGUGUGGGAAAUGUUUUACAUCCAAAUCUCAACUUGUUAUGCAUCAGAGAUAUCACACAGGUGAGAAACCAUAUACAUGUUCUGAGUGUGGGAAAUGUUUUACAUCUAAAUCAGAACUUGUUCGACAUCAGAGAAGUCACACAGGUGAGAGGCCUUAUCUGUGUUCUAAGUGUGGGAAAUAUUUUACAACUAAAUCAGGUCUUAAUGUACAUCAGAGAAGUCACACGGGUGAGAAGCCAUUUUUAUGUUUUGAGUGUGGGAAAUGUUUUUCAUGGAAAAAAAGUCUUUUUGACCAUCAGAGAAGUCACACAGGUGAGAAACCAUUUCCAUGUGCUGAGUGUGGGAAAUGUUUUUCAUGGAAAAAAAGUCUUGUUGACCAUCAGAGAAGUCACACAGGUGAGAAACCAUUUCCAUGUGCUGAGUGUGGGAAAUGUUUUUCAUGGAAAAAAAGUCUUGUUGACCAUCAGAGAAGUCACAGAGGCGAGAAGCCAUUUCCAUGUUCUGAAUGUAAGAAAUGUUUUAUAAGUAAAACAUGUCUUGUUGAACAUCAAAGAAUUCACACAGGCGAGAAACCAUUUCCAUGUUCUGAGUGUGGGAAAUGUUUCAGAAAUAAAUCCGUUCUUGUUGUACAUCAGAGAAAUCACAGUGGUGAGAAGCCAUUUUCAUGUUCUGAAUGUGGAAAAUAUUUUACACGGAAAUCAGAACUUGUUUCACAUCAGAGAAAUCACACAGGUGAGAAACCAUAUACAUGUUCUGAGUGUGGGAAAUGUUUUGUACAAAAAUCAAAACUUGUUACUCAUCAGAGAAGCCACACAGGUGAGAAGCCAUUUUCAUGUUCUGAGUGUGGGAAAUGUUUUACACAGAAUUCAGCUGUUGUUGAACAUCAAAGAAGCCAUGUUGGCGAGAAGCCAUUUCCAUGUUCUGAUUGUGGGAAAUGUUUUACACGUAAAUCAGCUGCUGUUGUACAUCAGAGACGUCACACAGGUGAGAAGCCAUUUUCAUGUCCAGAAUGUGAGAAAUGUUUUAGACAGAAAUCACUACUUUCUAGGCAUUUGAAAAAGCACACAUGAGAGACAUUUCAACAUUCAGUGUGUGGGAGAGAUUUUACAUAGAAAUCCAUUUGUGUUGAAUACCAGUUAUGUUGCACAAAUGAAAAGCCAUUUAAAUUCUCUCAAUGUGGGAAAUAUUUUACAUAUAAAUUGCAUCUUUGUAAAUGUCAUAGCAAUUCUCUUGUCUUCCAUAUGGCAAAUGUCUUACACAACAUUAACUUUUAUUACAUAUCAGGAAACUCCCAGGAUAAAACUAAUUUCUAUGUGCUGGUACACAUGAAACAGGGUUGUAGCAAUAUCCUAAAUAAUAACUGUUGGUGGUAUUAAUGCAAAUUAUGAAAAUAUUCAAUAGUAUGACUCAGAUUCAGGUCCGCCAUGAACUUACACAAUAAUUAUAUUAGUGAUUGCUAACCUUGACACUCCAGCUGUUGUUGAACUACAUAUCCAGCAUGCCCUGCUACAGUUUUUUAUUUGGCCAUGCUAAAACUGAUGCAGGGCAUGCUGGGAUGUGUAGUUCAACAGCUGGAGUGUCAAGGUUAGUCAUCACUGAAUUAUAUCCAAAAACUGCGCAGAGAAAGGAACUAGCUCAGUUCCUGUAUCUACCAACUGACCAGAGCCAGGAACUAGCACAGUAACUAUCCACCAACUGCCCAGAGCCAGGAACUAGCACAGUGACUGUAUCCACCAACUGCCCAGAGCCAGGAACUAGCACAGUGACUGUAUCCACCUACUGCCCAGAGCCAGGAACUGUAUCCACCAACUGCCCAGAGCCAGGAACUAGCACAGUGACUGUAUCCACCAACUGCCCAGAGCCAGGAACUAGCACAGUGACUGUAUCCACCACCUGUCCAGAGCCAGGAACUAGCACAGUAACUGUAUCCACCAAUUGUCCAGAGCCAGGAACUAGCAUAGUAACUGUAUCUACCAACUGCCCAGAGCCAGGAACUAGCACAGUAACUGUAUCCACCAACUGCCCAGAGCCAGGAACUAGCACAGUUCCUGUAUCCACCAACUGCCCAGAGCCAGGAACUAGCACAGUAACUAUCCACCAACUGCCCAGAGGCAGGAACUAGCACAAUGACUAUCCACCAACUGCCCAGAGCCAGGAACUAGCACAGUAACUGUCCACCAACUGUCCAGAGCCAGGAACUAGCACAGUGACUGUAUCCACCACCUGCCCAGACCCAGGAACUAGCACAGUGACUGUAUCCACCAACUGCCCAGAGCCAGGAACUAGCACAGUAACUGUAUCUACCAACUGCCCAGAGCCAGGAACUAGAACAGUGACUGUAUCCACCAACUGCCCAGAGCCAGGAAGUAGCACAGUAACUGUAUCCACCAACUGCCCAGAGCCAGGAACUAGCACAGUGACUGUAUCCACCAACUGCCCAGAGCCAGGAACUAGCACAGUAACUAUUCACCACCUGCCCAGAGCCAGGAACUAGCACAGUAACUGUAUCCACCAACUGCCCAGAGCCAGGAACUAGCACAGUAACUGUAUCCACCAACUGUCCAGAACCAGGAACUAGCACAGUAACUAUCCACCAACUGCCCAGAGCCAGGAACUAGCACAGUAACUGUAUCCACCAACUGCCCAGAGCCAGGAACUAGCACAGUAACUACCAACUGCCCAGAGCCAGGAACUAGCACAGUAACUAUCUACCAACUGCCCAGAGCCAGGAACUAGCACUGACUGUGUCCACCAACUGUCCAGAGCCAGGAACUAGCACAGUAACUGUAUCCACCACCUGCCCAGAGCCAGGAACUAGCACAGUAACUAUCCACCAACUGCCCAGAGCCAGGAACUAGCACAGUAACUAUCCACCAACUGCCCAGAGCCACGAACUAGCACAGUAACUAUCCACCAACUGUCCAGAGCCAGGAACUAGCACAGUAACUGUAUCCACCACCUGCCCAGAGCCAGGAACUAGCACAGUGACUGUAUCCACCAACUGCCCAGAGCCAGGAACUAGCACAGUAACUGUAUCCACCAACUGUCCAGAGCCAGGAACUAGCACAGUAACUGUAACCACCAACUGUCCAGAGCCAGGAACUAGCACAGUAACUAUCCACCAACUGUCCAGAGCCAGGAACUAGCACAGUAACUAUUCACCAACUGCCCAGAGCCAGGAACUAGCACAGUAACUGUAUCUAACUGCCCAGAACCAGGAACUAGCACAGUGACUAUCCACCAACUGCCCAGAACCAGGAACUAGCACAGUGACUGUAUCCACCAACUGCCCAGAGCCAGGAACUAGCACAGUAACAGUAUCCACCAACUGCCCAGAGCCAGGAACUAGCACAGUGACUGUAUCCACCAACUGCCCAGAACCAGGAACUAGCACAGUAACUGUAUCCAACUGCCCAGAACCAGGAACUAGCACAGUAACUGUAUCCACCAACUGCUCAGAGCCAGGAACUAGCACAGUGACUAUCCACCAACUGCCCAGAGCCAGGAACUAGCACAGUGACUAUCCACCAACUGCCCAGAGCCAGGAAUUAGCACAGUAACUAUCCACCAACUGCCCAGAGCCAGGAACUAGCACAGUGACUAUCCACCAACUGCCCAGAGCCAGGAACUAGCACAGUAACUGUAUCCACCAACUGCCCAGAGCCAGGAACUAGCACAGUGACUGUAUCCACCAACUGCCCAGAGCCAGGAACUAGCACAGUGACUGUAUCCACCAACUGCCCAGAGCCAGGAACUAGCACAGUAACUAUCCACCAACUGCCCAGAACCAGGAACUAGCACAGUAACUGUAUCCACCAACUGCCCAGAGCCAGGAACUAGCACAGUAACUGUAUCCACCAACUGCCCAGAGCCAGGAACUUGCACAGUGACUGUAUCCACCACCUGUCCAGAGCCAGGAUCUAGCACAGUGACUGUAUCCACCAACUGCCCAGAACCAGGAACUAGCACAGUGACUGUAUCCACCACCUGUCCAGAGCCAGGAUCUAGCACAGUAACUGUAUCCACCAACUGCCCAGAGCCAGGAACUAGCACAGUAACUGUAUCCACCAACUGCCCAGAGCCAGGAACUAGCACAGUAACUGUAUCCACCAACUGCCCAGAGCCAGGAACUAGCACAGUAACUGUAUCCACCAACUGCCCAGAGCCAGGAACUUGCACAGUGACUGUAUCCACCAACUGCCCAGAGCCAGGAACUAGCACAGUAACUAUCCAUGAACAUGUAUCCCCUACAGCUGCUACACCUUUCAAUCUGUUACCUUAAAUAUCAAGUUUUUCCACUUGAUUGUUGCAUAGGAAGGUUGAUUAUGGUCAUCUCCUGUUUCACGUUAUUUGUUUCUCAUGAUUCCCUCAGUGGUCAGUUCUGAGUAAUAUGUUGUUGGCAUAUGAUAUUUAAGAACCCCAUACAUAUAGUAUAAGAAGUACACCGUUAUACAUUGCAGAUGCUGCCAUUUGGUGGCUGAUAGAACAUCUAUGAGUAUAGGUCCUAUCCAGUCACUAGGAACCAGUGACAUCACUGACAGUGCGGCCUAUCUAGUCACUAGGAACCAGUGACAUCACUGACAGUGCAACCUAUCCAGUCACUAGGAGCCAGUGACACCACUGAGGUGCUUCAUCUAUCGAUCAGCUGCAUUCUAUAUAAUCCUAUAAUGGCUGCUUACACUUCCGUGCUGUAAUUAAUGUGAUGUGUGAAUAUGUUACACCUUUCAGUCGUUCCCAAACGUUUUUGAAUCAGAUUUUUUUUCACCAAAAGUUUCUUAUUUAGAAAUGUAGAAAGAAAUAUUAAAUUAUGUCAAUAAUUUGAAUUGGUCCUGGAUCACCAACCGAAGGCACCCCUGCAAGUGCCCCGAGACGCCCCACAGUUUGAGAACCACUGUCCUAUCUAAUAGACGUUAGUUACAUUCUUAUAGUUGGCGCUCUGUCUGUGACAGUGCAUUGCUGACCCGUGCUUUAUAAUGACAUAUUGUGUACUGUACUCUACGGUGACUAUUGGAAUGUUUUAUGUUCAGUUUGGUUUCAUUUCAUGUCUGUACUUUGUACUUUUGCAAAU